AUGGCUUUAUUUGGACAAGAUAAUAAAGAAGAGGACAACAAAGUUCAAGUUGGAAUUGAAGAAGAAUUAAAAGAAAAGAAUAUCGAUCCUGAUUUAACAGCAAAAGAAUUAGAAGUGAAACAAUUAGAAAAUGUUUUACAAAUAAAAAAGAAGAAAAAGGGUAUAAAUUUUAAAAAAGUUCUUAUAGCUAGUUUAAUAGCAGCUAUUCUUAUUGUAGGACUUUCUUUAUUUUGGAUUAAAUACAAAAAAGAUUUAAAAGAUGAUGAUCCUAAUGUUAAAGCAUGGGCAGAAAAAUUUGAAAACUUUUUAAAAAAGUUUACGAAAAUUUUAAUAGGUGUCUUCUUUACGAUUGGUGUUAUGGCAGUAAUUGGUGCGCUUUUAUAUUACUUUUUAAAGAAAGAUUUAUCAAAGCAAGAAGAAGACAGUAAUAAGAUUAAUGAAGACGAGGUUAAUAUGAUAACAAAUGAUAACGUUUAA
This is a messenger RNA of Hepatospora eriocheir, 477 nucleotides long. NCBI's taxonomy places the organism in Eukaryota, Fungi, Microsporidia, Hepatosporidae. The record is from the annotation of a GenBank genome assembly.